Messenger RNA from Paramecium octaurelia, 695 nucleotides. The record is from the annotation of a GenBank genome assembly. NCBI's taxonomy places the organism in Eukaryota, Ciliophora, Oligohymenophorea, Peniculida, Parameciidae.
AUGACGUAAUUUGUUGAAUACGAUUUUAACAUCAAGUUCUAAUAGUAUAUGUUAAGUAAAGCAAUCAUUAAUGAUUGUUGUUAACUUAUACGAUUUAAUACUCUUUUAGGAGUAGUUCAAAAAUAAAAUUCACAACUAAAGACUUAAGGAAAUGAAUUUCUUUAAUUUACUCAGAAAACCUAAAUUUAAAACAAAAAGAAAAUUCAAAAGGGGUCAAAAAAAUUAUUAUUAGUUUAGGGGUUGAUUAAAGAAAAUAUCUACGCUUAUUAAAAGAGUAUAAUUUUAAAGCAAUUACUUUAGAUAAAAUUAGUGGACUUGACUAAGAAUUAGAUUAUUAUGAUUAAGGUAUUAAGAAACAUCCUGAAAAAUCUGGUUACUAUAAUGGCAAAGGUACAAAUAUAUAUCAAAAAUUAAUAGCUACUACUUUAUAAAAAAUGAAUAGAUUAGAAGAAGCAUUGAAUUAUUAUGAUUUAGCUAUAUAAAAAAAUUGUUAAAAUUCAUUACAUUAUUUUAACAAAGGUAUUUAUAACCAUUAUAAUUUAAAAGCAAUCACUUUAUGUAAAUUAAAUCGACUUGAAGAUGCAUUGGUUUAUUAUAAUAAAGCUAUUAUGAAAAAUCCUGAAGUUUCAGACUAUUAUUUUUACAAAGGUAGAGCAAANUUAAAGAAUACUUCCUACCCUGAUUAGAUCUAUUGA